AUGGCUCCUAUAGCGCUCACUCCCCCUCCGGUCGAGGCGAAGAGACCUGGUCUACAUCGAGUCGACACUGCCAAUCUCGGCACGAAGAGAAAGAUAAUAUGCUUUUCAGACUUCGAUGGCACGAUUUUUCUGCAAGAUACCGGGCACCAGCUGUUCGACAACUUCGGCUGCGGGCCUUCACGACGUGCUGAAUUGGCCCACGAGCUCGAGUCUGGUACACGCAGCUUCAAAGAAGUCUCAGACGAGCUAUAUUCCUCGCUUGAUGUCCCAUUCGAUUCUGUCUUCGAUGUGAUGAAGACAGCACUUGAGAUCGACCCGGACUUUGCUACCUUCCACGAGUUCUGCGUUAACAAUUCGAUUCCUUUCAAUGUCAUCUCCGCUGGCCUGAAACCAGUUCUUCGCAAAGUUCUCGACCACUUCAUUGGGGAGGAAAUGUCCUCACAUAUCCAAAUCGUCGCCAACGACGCCCACAUCUCGGAAGACAACAAGUGGUCAGCCGGAUGGCUUCAUCCCGAGACGGAACUCGGCCACGACAAGGCUCAGUCGCUGCAGGACUACAAGUCCACCGCAGCGCUCGAGUCGGAAAACGGCACCAUUCCACAGAUCAUCUUCAUCGGCGACGGUGUCUCUGAUCUGCCUGCCGCACGGGAGUCUGAUGUGCUCUUUGCCCGCCGCGGUCUCAAGCUCGAGGAGUAUUGCAUAGAAAACAAGCUCGAUUACAUUCCCUUCGACACUUUCGCGGACAUCCAAAAGGAAGUCAUCAAGCUUGCCAAGAUCGACCAGCAGCGCACACAAGGCAAGGGUCUGCCCGCCAAGUUCAAUCCCAGAGCCAAUAUGUGGCGUCGUGUUAGCAGUAAGGCUGCUGUACCAAUCUUCAGUGUCUUCAGCCCGAGUAAGGAGGAGAAGGCAUUCAUCUGGCCUGAGGCCUUCACGGAGAAAGUCGAGAAGCCGGAGGAGGUGGUGCAGAAUGCUCGCGUUGCGGCGCCGACUGCUUGA
Molecule: messenger RNA, 996 nt
Organism: Cyphellophora attinorum
Lineage: Eukaryota; Fungi; Ascomycota; Eurotiomycetes; Chaetothyriales; Cyphellophoraceae
Product: Pdp3-interacting factor 1
Exons: 2
Coding region: 1-996 (331 amino acids)
Molecular function (GO): phosphatase activity
Source: RefSeq, a predicted model, not a curated record